This is a messenger RNA of Rana temporaria (common frog), 1609 nucleotides long. RefSeq names its product fibronectin type III and ankyrin repeat domains 1 (gene FANK1). The record is from RefSeq and is a predicted model, not a curated record. Gene Ontology annotation, molecular function: protein binding. The transcript is spliced from 11 exons. Gene Ontology annotation, cellular component: nucleus. Gene Ontology annotation, biological process: regulation of apoptotic process. NCBI's taxonomy places the organism in Eukaryota, Metazoa, Chordata, Amphibia, Anura, Ranidae. Bases 88 to 1119 code for a protein of 343 amino acids.
UAGCAACCCAAUGUAAACACCGCCCCAUGCUGCUUUCUGAGAGCCAAACAAAACCGCAUCCGCCGGGGACAGACAGUACACGGCUACAUGGAGGGCACAGGCGAGGUUGCUUUUCCACGCCCUGAUCCUCCCAUAGUGGGGAAGGUGAAUCACCACAGUAUCAAGCUGUAUUGGGAUAUCAAUAACGCUUAUCAAAGAAGAGGCCCUGUCGCGAACUGGUUAAAAUUUUCUAUAGAAGAGGAAGAUCCAAAGACGCAUGCGUAUGGCACAAUCUAUUCGGGAUUUUCUCGGAAACAUGUUGUGGAAGGAUUAGAGCCCAGCUCUACCUACAGGUUCAGACUAAAAGUUACGAAGUUUAAUGGUGAAUGUGCAUACAGUCCACUCGUCUCCGUCUCCACUACAAGAGAACCAAUGAAUGGAAAACAUCUUCAUCGAGCUGUCAAUAUGGAUGAUGAAGGAGCCAUCAUAAAUAUACUCCAGAGUGGGCACGUGCAAGUAGAUGUUCCUGAUAAGAUGGGCUUCACUCCUCUUAUGGUGGCUGCACAAAAAGGAUAUCUCAGACUGGUGAAGUUACUGGUUGAAUAUGGAGCAAAUGUACACAAGGGUAAUGGAAGUGGAAAGAACAGUAUGAUGCUAGCAUGCUUCUCUGGACAUCUGGAUGUUGUGCAGUAUCUAAGAACACAAGGUGCAUCAUGGGAGACUCGGGAUAAGAGUGGCUGUACUGCCAUGCACUCGGCAGUUGAUGGAGGUCAUGUGACGGUCAUUCAGUGGAUGAUUAAUGACGGUUGUGAGGUAGAUUCCAGAGACAGGCAUUUAAAAUGGACUCCGCUGAUGAGGGUUUCUGCUGUAACUGGAAACACAGACAUUGCACGCAGUUUAAUCAGAGCUGGAGCUGAGGUCAAUGCCAAGGACAGGGAUGGCAAAUCCCCCCUGAUGGUUGCAGCAUUAAAUAACCAUGAAGACUUGGUGCGUUUACUAAUAGAGAGCGGAGCAGACUGCAGCAUCACAAAUGAGUUUGGAAUAAGCAUCGCAGAAAUGGCUAAAGCUUUCGACAGACAGAACGUGGUGCUCAUAUUAGAGAAGAACAAGGAAGAGAGACGACUGAGCCCUCUGCUAUAAUAACGCAUUGUACCGAUGACGCCGGCUUCACACGUCUCAUCAUCAUUUUUUUUUUUUUUCAAUGUAUUUUUUUGUAUUUUACAAUGGUUAUAAAAACCCCAUACCAUAUGACUUAUAUCCAAGCGUAUUACAUUGCUUGACCUACCCCGCCGUCCUGAAUCCUUUUUAUUAUAAUAUAUCAAAGGAAACCGGUAGGAAUAUAUAUACGCACAAUGCCUUGUGAAAAUGUGUUUACCCUCUUUCCAGAUUUAGCGUUUUUUUUGAUGCGUUUGAAACAGACAGAAAUAUUUGAUCAAAUGUACUUGUCAGACAUACAGAGAACUGGAGGGGGAGCACACUCUUACAUCAUUAUGUUUUAUGUUAACAGAAGGGUAUUUCUGUAGUUGUCAUUUAUAGGAUCACUGUGCCUGAGAUAAUAAUAAAUCCAAUACUAUGUGUGUAAGAGUCAAUGUACAGAAAUGUUUUAUAUUAAAGGAUAACCAAACUUUUG